GUUAGCUAGUUAUACAACCAACUAUCAGACUUUUGUGUUGGACCGAUAAAAAAAAUUCUGAUGAGGGGGAAGGGACGCGCUAACGUCAACGGUUAACGUUAGCAUGUUUUUACAACUUUAACUUACGUAAAACAAUACCUAUCUAAGAUCAUUAUUGAAGCAUGACACCUUCAGAUAACAGUAAAUGAGACGAAAUAUGCCAACUUGAGCUAGCUCGUCUGCCUCUAAAAUGAUUUUGAGAUUUGUCGUGAUGAAUCGCAUUUCCUAGCGAGCUACAGUGUUGGCUAGCUAACGUUAGUAGGAAAAUCAAUAUAAUGGUAAUUUUGUGAGGUUAGCCAACUGCAUUUUUAACAGUAUACAGUAAGUGUGCAUUUCGCAUGUGUUUCUAGAACCGUAUAUUGAUAAUCUAUUCACGUUUAGGUGGUGUUCUGGCUAUCAUGUAACGUUCGGCUCCUUAGGAGUACAUCACGGGUUAGGAUAGGGUCUGAAGUGCAUCUAUAAAAGGAGAAGCUUCCCAGGGUGGUGCGACAGGCUCCAGAAACUGACAAAACACACCGGUGCAAGAUCAAGUUGACUUACAAAGAGCAAGAGAGGGAGUGCGGUGAUGUAGUGUCCACAACUAAAGAGGCAUUGUGGAAUCUGAGAAGACACGCCUCCCGAAACAUGAUGGUGUACUACAUGCUAACAGAAAGGAAAGAGGAAACAUUCUAGAAGAGUUCCUGAUCCUGGUAUCUGUUUAGCCCCAGCUGGUUGACCACUGUAUCAGGGGCAAUGGAGAGGCCUAUCCAGCCUCUGAAGACACUAUUUCAUAGGCUAAGUAGUGAAAAACCAAGAGGAGAUAAUAAGAGUUUUGAGCACUUGAGACCGCUCUCUGUUUAUUCUAGAAUGAUAACUUGUGAAAACGGUAGGGUUAGUCCUAGCGGCACUAACCAGUCAUGGAAUUCAUCCAAUCCAUUCUGCAACUUGAAAAUAGAGAUUGUGAACAACAAUGCCCCUACAAGACACAAGAGGCGAUUGGAUGACUCCUGCCUUGAUGACACGUACGAGACUACAUACAAAAAGCCCUGCAGUCCUAAGGCCAUCUCCCCAGACCUGGCUUGUGUUGUAGUUUCAUGCAGCAUCCUUCCAGAUGUAGCCACUGUCUCCCCUACCACUGACCUCCAAAAAGUGCCAUCUAGUGUUGAAAAUACAGUCAAAGAUAAAGGUACAUCCGAAGCUGUGAUAUGUGUGCCAAACUCAGGAGAGGCUGGAAGUAGACCGGGUGGUGCUGUAGCUCCAGGCGGCCCCGUAUCAAACGAGUCUGAGGCCUCGUCUGAGACCCUGAGCCAUGAGCCUGAGAAAGUCUCGAUGGACCUUGGUCCUGUUUUUGACUUUGACGUUGACGACAUCAUGUGCCUGAGCCCCAUUGACAGCGACAGGGGGAGCGAUGAGGGCAUUGAAGCCUUUGUCGAUAGCUGUAACAGUUUUUACGACGACUGCACCCGUAACCCCAGUGACGGCGACACCCAGCAAACUAAGCCUUUCUUAGCUCAUAGUUCAACACAGAACCAUGUUUCAAGGGAGGGAUAUGACAUAGGAGAGCGGGAGGAGGGGAAAGGAGAGAAGAUGGUGGGAGAAGGAGAAAGGGGAAAAGAGGGCAAUGAGGAGAUAAACAAUCAGGAGGACAAGGAGGUUGUGAGCAUUGAGGGUUUUUUUUCCAGGUCCUACCUUGCAGCACUUAAAGCAGGAAAGGAUGUGCCACCCCUGCAGCCCCGCAUCUCGUCCAGCCCUUUGUUUAUGGGGAGGGAGGUGAUGCAGAGGCUGCAGGUGGCUGUGUCAGAUGAUGGGGAACCUCCAUGUCCUCCAGGGUUCCCUGAUCCCAAUGGGGGCCAGGCUAUGGUUUGCCAGCCGCACUACUCUUUCACUUCGGAGGAUGUAGCUUAUGGGUUAUAUGGGGCAUCUCUGGUCGCAGUGGAGGGUGCAGAUGAGGGCUUGGAGGGUACGGCAGGGGACGAUUGGAGUAUCGGUGCCCCGAUACUGGAGUCCUCAUUGUGUCACGUUGCCCCAGUGGAGUUCAAUGCGGGUUGUGAGGGAAAUGUGGUGGAGGGGGGGGGAGGUGUGCUUGAUUCAGUUCAGGAGUGCCAGGUCACACUCCUGGCCGAAGAGGUAACCGUGGAGCCCAGCUACGAGAAGGUGAGGUCAGUAUUGGUGGUUCCCAGCGUGCAACAGAGCAGCAGCAGCCAACCCUCAACGCCGCCUGAGCAGAAAGUGUCUGAGACCAGGUCUGUGCAGAAACCUUCUCUGGAGAAGAAUGUUGUCAAGACGACAACAAGACCUGUCCAGAAACCUUCACCUGGACAGAACAUUAUCAAGAACACAAUUGUCCAUAAACCUUCGCUUGGGCAGAAAGUGACAAAGAUAAAACCUGUCCAGGCAGCUUCAACUUCGUCUGACCAGAAAGUGGUCAAUACAAGACCUGUCCAGAAAACUGCACCAAGGCCAGUGGUCUAUGACAGGGAGGAGGACUGGCAGCGUGAGAAGUGGCUCUAUGUGGACUCAGUCACCAGACACAUAAGGGAGAACAUUGGUGCAGGAGAAGGGGUGAUGACUGAGCUGCUGAACCUGAUGAACCAUGUGGCCGAUCAGAGACCAGGCACCAACGGCAGGCAGUGGCAGCACCCCUCGGAUCUCACCCGCAGAAAUUACCAAAGACGAUUUGGAAAUGACAGAACAAAUUACACUCUGGACGAAUGGCAGAACCAGAACUACAGGAACCACCAGCGCUUUGCCAAUCUCCCACAGAUCUUUGAGAGAAGUCCAGUUCUGUAAAUCCAAGCAACAAAGCAUUUUACCAGAGGAAUGUAUAGGGAAGUACACUUUUAAAUUUGGCAAAUGACAUCACUCAGGUCAUUAGGUGUCUAAGAUUUGAGCUCUUAUAUUGUAACGGUUAAACGGUUAAAACUUGAAUUAAUCCUUUACUUCUUCUCAGCUUUUAACAAUGUCUUUUGUUUUUGUUUGAAAUUAAUUAAUUUAUCCUCGCUCAAGAUUUGUAUGUUUAUUGUUAGUGUCUUGAAGCCCAGAGUUUUUUUUUUUUCAAUUUGUUCGAUCUUGUUGUACUUGAAUUUAAAUUAUGUUCCUUUCAGCUUACCAUCCAGUAUAAUCAUAACAUUGAUGACAGAAAAGGAACAAAAAUAACGUAAUAGCCAAUCGUUGUGCCUGCCUGUCUCCUGUCUGCACUUAUUUCCUUUUUGUACUGUCACUCCUCGUUUGUGCUAGGCACCUUGUUUGCACAGGCUUUUUUUAAUGUUUUAAAGAACUCUUUUUUGAAUAUUGUGCACAUUUCCCUGGCUAUACUCUUAUUUGUGUAGUUGAAUUCCUUUCCCCAUACAUGUUGCAUUCUUGCUGUUGAAGUACAAACAAAUCAUCCAACACUUUGUUAGUACUUGGUUCUGAUUAGCCCCUUGGUUCAGUUGGAACACUUUGAAGGGACAAUCAAAUCAUAACUGAUCUACACCAUUUCCAAGGUGUGGUGCCAUAUGUAUUGUUCCAGAUGCUGUUCACUUACUGCCUCUGGCCUGUCAUUUGUUUAUUAGCAUAUGCCUGAGUAUUUGAGGCCAUGUUAUGGUUGCUUGACGUUUUUGUUCCAUCUUAGAUUUCUUGUGUAACAAAAUUAAGGGAGUUUGUCACAUGGAUUAGGUCAACUCUUAAUUCUCUACUUUAUCUAUAUUCUGUGCAGCGAAGCAAUAUGGAUUGGCCUUGUAUUGAUGCUUGUGUUGGAGAGACAUCUGUAAACAUAAUCUAGUGUGGGAAAUUGAUGAGAAACCCGAUUUGUAGGGAUCUGUUAUGUGUUGCCUAUUUUCUUUGACAUUGUGAAUCUCGGCACAUUUCUCGCACAUGUUUCUGAUUUCACAUUAAAAGCAGUUGCCUGAAA
Messenger RNA from Oncorhynchus keta (chum salmon), 3910 nucleotides. RefSeq lists its product as uncharacterized. Gene Ontology annotation, cellular component: nucleus; cytosol. The coding region runs from base 772 to 2808 and encodes 678 amino acids. The record is from RefSeq and is a predicted model, not a curated record. Gene Ontology annotation, molecular function: calcium-dependent protein binding. The transcript is spliced from 7 exons. Lineage: Eukaryota; Metazoa; Chordata; Actinopteri; Salmoniformes; Salmonidae.